UACCGUUUAUUUAUAAUUUUGUGUUUAAUAAUCGCUUUUUAGCAAUGUUUUUGCGUAAGCUUAUUGCAGUUAUAUGACUUGUAGUAAGUGGAAUUAAUUAAAAAUAGUUUGAUUUGAUUUCAUAGGUUGGCGACAUUGGAAGCAGAUGUCAAAAUUUUUGGUUUGGUUAUUAUAAUUGUUUACCUCCACUUAUUAAAAACUUAAAAAGGGAAAAAUUAUCAAAAAAUGACGCAGACCUACCCCACCGAUUGGGAUAUAGACAAAUACCGCAACGACACCGACGUUGAGGAGCAUUGGCAGUUGCGUAGAGAGUUUAUGAAAGCCCACAAAGAAAAAUUUCCAGAAGACUACUUGGUUGCUUUAGCUACAGCUUUCACAAACAUGGAAUUUAUGGGUUGCACUUAUCCGGCUCCUUUAAUGUUGAGGGUGGCUGAAUUAAGUAAGGAGAUUGCUAUGAACUACAGAGAAGUUAAAAAGACGAAAUUGCAAAGAACAUUCGUAUCAGCGUCAAAUGCAGCAGAAAAUAAAAUCAAGAAGAGACAGUCUGACCCAGGAACUUACACAAGUAAUAAGAGGCCAAGACAGUGAUAAAAAUAACUUAAUUUUUGUACAAAAAACAAUUUUAUUUCACUUAAUUAAUUGGCGAUUGCAUUAAAAUUAUUUGUCAAG
Tribolium madens (black flour beetle) is the source of this 669-nucleotide messenger RNA. RefSeq names its product partner of xrn-2 protein 1-like. The coding region runs from base 226 to 588 and encodes 120 amino acids. The transcript is spliced from 3 exons. The record is from RefSeq and is a predicted model, not a curated record. NCBI's taxonomy places the organism in Eukaryota, Metazoa, Arthropoda, Insecta, Coleoptera, Tenebrionidae.